AUGGCAAGUGAGAACUGCUCGGGCUUUCAUUUGUUCUCUCCUCCAUCCUCUUCAACACAAUUGGGUAUCGAUAGUGUAUUCGUGUUCCCUCAAGAGAGCACAUCCUUGAUGAAUAACCCCGAUAAACCCAAUUUGGGUGCCGAUAGUGACUAUCUUUUGAACCAAAUUUAUUCCCGUGUCAACCUCUUGAACGUGGACCACCAUUCUUCGCUCUCCACAAUGGCAUCCGAUAGUAAUAGUAAUAACAAUAAUAAUAAUAAUAAUUCCAGAGGCUCGUCUCCUAACGCCUACCAACAUGAAGCCCCAGUGCUUACUCCAAAUUCUCAUAUGUCGCUUUCACCUCCCUCCACCGCAGAAGCUCCAUCAUCCUCUCAACAAGACAAUUUUUAUCUAUUACAAAACAACCAAAGUAUUCUUGCCACCUCCCUGGCAAUAGAUCUACCAGAAAACGAUUUCACAGGAUUUAUGAAUGGCGGGGGCAAUCAUAGUGAUUGUAUCCGCUCGGAAAUUAACCAUAAUGACAAUAAUAAAUUCACCAUCAUGCCUCAUGAUUUGACUUCUAGUCAUUCGGCCAUGAGCUCUCCAUUACAUUUUACUACCACGUCAAAAUUACAACACGACUCUCUCAUGAUUGACGAUAACCUCAGUGUCAUAAGCACGAUCUCACCAAACAGAAAUAUCGAUCCUCCUGAGGAUUUAGCGUUGAGUGAUUUUGAUAUGAGUAAUGAUCUAUACAAUAAUAUUAAGAAUGAUAAUGACAUUGGUUUCAAGUAUGAUGAUAUUAAUAAUAUUAAUGACAAAAAAGAGCCAGAGCCAAAAACUAAUACCAAUAAUCCUAAAAAACUACAGCCCAAAACAGAGAAGCCUCAACGGUUAGAUUUCCGAACCUCAAAUGGCAGUUUGUCUUCGCUAGGCCGGACAUUCACAUUUUCUGUCAAUGAUAAUUUCAUUACCAGCGGGAUUUCCUACAAACAAAAUAAACCCACACCGCUUCGAAUUCCUACUGCAGAUAAAUCCAAAGCAAAACAUAAUCGGGAAGGCUCACUUUGCACAAUGAUGGGGAAAACUAGCUUGCAAUCGCCAAUCACCCCGAUUUCAGCAUCCUCUAAGAAAAAGUUUCCUCCGUUAUGUGUAGAUAUCCCUCAUACCACAAAGGAUUUCAAGAUGAACGAUCAUUUAUCAACCCCAAUUUUCCAAACCUCAGUUCUUGAUUUCUCUAACGAUAAUAAGAAAAAAUCCCACAAGGUUCAGAAAUCUGGCACCGCUAAAAGUUCUAUUCAAAAAGUUCAUAAAAAAUCCCAGAGUUUGAGUUCACAAUCAUUGACCAACCUUUCCCAUCAUGAUUUGGUGGAUCAUAAAAAAUUACUGAAUGCUUCAUCAACCUCUAUUCAUUCCUUGGCUAAUAACUCAUCAUCGAGCAUCAAUAAUAACCCACACAUAAUGAAUUCGAGCACCAAUACUCCAAUCGCCACUCCAAUUAAUAAUGCCAUCAAGAAACUUCCACCAUCGCUCAAUAAUUUGCGAAAUGGUGGAAUGUACAGUAGCAGCUUUUCUCCAGUUAAUUCCAGCUUCACCAACUUGCAAAUUCCUAACAAAUUUGUGGCCCAAAAAAUCGAAGAACCUUCGGGGUUAUCCACGAAGAUGUCGUCUAAUAACAAUAACAAUGUUGAUAAUUCGUUUGUACUAUCACUUUUGAGCACUGGUGAAGAACCUAGUGAUUCUGAAUCUUUCAAUCCAACCACUGGUUUUGAUGCAGGAGGAAAAAAUUAUUUUUUCAACAAUGAAAGCGUGAAUUCGUUUGUUGAUGGGUUAAGGAACGAGAAAAUCAAUCAAGAUGAUAAAAUAAAAUGCGAAAAUUUUGGAGAUUUUUUGGAUGAUAAAGAUUUGGCGAAGUUUUCUGGGGAUGAGAAUGAUAGUGAUAAUUGGAAACCUCAUGGUAAUCCUUUCGAUAAUGCGAAAUCGUCAAACUAUCAAAGCCCUGAAGCCAUCAAUGAUGCUGACAAGAAUUUCAUUGACCAAAAACAACCAUCAGAAGUUUCAGGGAUAAAAAACGGUACCACUAUUAAUCCUUCUAAAUUGACCUCUCCGGUACUGAGUUCUUUCAACAAUUUUCUCAAAUUUAAAGCAUCAAAAUCAAUUGAUUUCAAUUUAGAUAAUGAUAUCAACAAGAUUCUACCAUUGGCAACGACCACCGAAGAUUUUAUGGAAUUUGGGCUGGUUCUUGAUGCAAAGGCCAACGAUAUGAAUGGGUCGGAUGUUUUGCGGGAUUCUGACGAGGAUUUGGCGAGUGAUGGGGUUGAUACUCCAAAUUACAAAGCGUUGUUCAACAAUGUCAGUUACAAGAUGGUUAAAAAGAAGAACAGCAAAACUGAAGUCAUUGGGGGUGAAGAAGAGUCUACAUUUAGUGAACUGGAUAUAAAUGAUUCAUCAAGAAAAAUUGGUGCUGCUACCAAAGCUACCUUGAAAGAAAAAUUGAUCAGGAAAAAAAGUAAUGAUGGCGAAUUCCAACAUAAGAGUUCCAUAAGUUCAAUGGCCGCUAAACUUAAAUCGCCGAUUUUGAACAAGAGGAAUAAAUCUUCUCUGGAUGAUGGAAGCGGUGAAAAUGGUAAUUUCCCAAAUCAAUUUCCAAGACCUUCAAUUCAAGUACCACCAAUCCAAUCACCUCAUUUUGCUGAGCAACCGAUUUAUUCUGAACAUCAAAUGAUUGUCCAGAAAACCUAUUCUGAGCUUGUCAACGCCGCGCGUAAUCGGGCUGGAUCCAUCAAUUCCAGCGUUGAAAAUCUCAGUACUGUGAACUCUUUGAAUGGUGGAGCGUCCUCUGUUUUCUCAGCCAAUACCACGGGGGCCAGUAGUAUUUAUUCCACGUCGAAUGAGACUUUUGAUGAACCAAAGAGAACGGUGGUGAGUGAUCUCAAUGCUAAUAAAUCAUUGGGGAACCUGCCUGAUUCUUUAACUAGCAUGAUAAUCAUUGCCUCUCCUCAUCAACACCAUAUCCAACAACAAGAACAACAACAACAACAACAACAACAACAACAACAACAUUCACCAUAUACUAGCACUCCAUUAUCGGUGAUAGAUUCUCGCACCCCAUCACCAGAGGAACGUUCGGAGAUCGAAGAACCUAAUUCGUCAUCUGGUGGUACGCAAUUUGUGAAACAGCCGAACCGUCGUGGUCGGAAACCGAGCUUACAAUAUGAUCCCACCAAGAUCUUCAGCUGUACCUUGUGUCCUAGAAAAUUCAAACGUCAGGAACAUUUGAAAAGACAUUUCAGAUCGUUGCAUACUGGAGAAAAACCAUUUGGAUGUAACAUUUGUGGGAAAAAGUUCAGCAGAAGUGAUAAUUUGGGCCAACAUUUGAAGACUCAUAGUAGCUAG
Molecule: messenger RNA, 3375 nt
Organism: Saccharomycopsis crataegensis
Lineage: Eukaryota; Fungi; Ascomycota; Saccharomycetes; Ascoideales; Saccharomycopsidaceae
Product: C2H2-type zinc finger protein
Exons: 1
Coding region: 1-3375 (1124 amino acids)
Biological process (GO): sexual reproduction
Cellular component (GO): nucleus; Ste12p-Dig1p-Dig2p complex; Tec1p-Ste12p-Dig1p complex
Molecular function (GO): DNA-binding transcription factor activity
Source: RefSeq, a predicted model, not a curated record